Peromyscus maniculatus bairdii (prairie deer mouse) is the source of this 1475-nucleotide messenger RNA. RefSeq names its product fumarylacetoacetate hydrolase domain containing 1 (gene Fahd1). Gene Ontology annotation, molecular function: acetylpyruvate hydrolase activity. Gene Ontology annotation, cellular component: mitochondrion. The record is from RefSeq and is a predicted model, not a curated record. Lineage: Eukaryota; Metazoa; Chordata; Mammalia; Rodentia; Cricetidae.
AUGUUCCCUACCGUGCCCUGGCAGCCUUGGCCCGGAGACCGGGUCUGGAAGUAGGUGUAGACGGUGAAGGGAGGCCGAGCGUACGCCUCCUGGUCUCUUCCGGGCCGUUGCCCUCGCGCAGAGACCUUUAGCUGCCCUCAGCGUCCCGCUGCUGCGCAAGCAAGGGUCGAACAGCGUCCUAAGGCAGCUGUCCCCUCGAGGCCGCCGUAGACCGGGGAGUCAACGGUCACGUGACGCAAGGUUGUACCAUGGCUUCCCCCAAGCCACUGUCUCGCUUCUGGGAAUGGGGCAAGAAUAUCGUGUGCGUGGGGAGGAACUACGCAGACCACGUCAAGGAGAUGCGCAGCGCGGUGCUAAGCGAGCCUGUGCUGUUCUUGAAGCCGUCCACCGCGUACGCUCCCGAGGGCUCACCGGUGUUAAUGCCCGCUUACUGCCGGAACCUGCACCACGAGGUGGAGUUGGGAGUGCUCUUGGGCAGGCGUGGUCAAGCCGUCCCCGAGGCCGCCGCCAUGGACUAUGUGGCCGGCUACGCCUUGUGCCUGGACAUGACUGCCAGAGAUGUGCAGGAAGAGUGCAAGAAGAAGGGGCUGCCCUGGACCCUGGCCAAGAGCUUCACGGCCUCCUGCCCUGUCAGCGCCUUCGUGCCCAAGGAGAAGAUCCCUGACCCUCAUGCCCUAAGACUGUGGCUCAAGGUCAACGGUGAGCUCAGGCAGGAAGGCAAAACAUCGUCUAUGAUCUUUUCCAUCCCCUACAUCAUCAGCUACGUUUCCAAGAUAAUAACCUUGGAAGAAGGAGACCUUAUCUUGACCGGGACUCCAAAGGGAGUUGGGCCAGUUAAAGAAAAUGAUGAGAUCGAGGCUGGAAUAGACGGGGUGGUUAGUAUGAGGUUCAAGGUGGAAAGGUCAGAAUACUGAAUGUUCUUAGAGAGUGUCAAAAGAGAAGGGAGACAGAAGCAAGUGGAGGUAACUAAAUGACAAUCUUAAUGAAAAUCUAACAAUUAUGUGAUGAGAUUGCUAGGUCUAUAUCAAAGAAGGUGGAUCCUUAAAAACAAACAACAUGACCUAAAAGGACUGGGAUGGGAUUAGAAAUGGGAAUAACCAAGGCAAAGGAUAUGUGAUGCUUCCCUAGAAAUGUGUUAAACUAAACUCUGAGAGGCUGUAGUUUUUGUCUCUAAAACUGAACUGAAUAGACUUUUCUGUAAACCAUUCUGAAGUCUAUAGCGAAAAGACUUGAAAACUGCAAAGGAAAGUAAUUCAUUAAUGAUACUAACCUUUAGAAUGCUGUUUAUACAGAGCACUCCAGUUGAUUCUUAAGAGGGAAGGCACUUCGUCCCAAAAUCAGAUAAAAGUUUUGUUAAUCGAGCAACUGGUGAAGUCCUGCCUCGUUUACUUUGGUUAUAUAUGUUGGGCUGUGGCUUCUGAAUUUGGGAGUUAAUUUUGAAACUGUUUUCCAAAUAAACACUAUUUCUUGUGUGA